Molecule: messenger RNA, 348 nt
Organism: Carya illinoinensis
Lineage: Eukaryota; Viridiplantae; Streptophyta; Magnoliopsida; Fagales; Juglandaceae
Product: early nodulin-like protein 3
Exons: 3
Coding region: 1-348 (115 amino acids)
Cellular component (GO): plasma membrane
Molecular function (GO): electron transfer activity
Source: RefSeq, a predicted model, not a curated record
AUGAUUGCUAGAGAAUUCUUGGUUGGAGGCAAGACCAAAGCUUGGAUAAUCCCAGCCUUUGACUCAAAAUCCCUUAACAAAUGGGCCGAAGGCUCACGUUUUCAAAUCGGAGACUCACUAGUCUGGAACUAUGAUCCAAGCAAGAACUCUCUGCUUCAAGUGAGCGAAAAGGACUACGAGAGUUGCAGUACUUCGAGUCCUAUAGCAGUAUACAAAGAUGGGAACACCAAGGUGAAGCUUGAUAGAUCAGGGCCAUUAUAUUUUAUCAGUGGAAUUGAAGGCCACUGCGAGAAGGGCCAAAAAUUGAAAAAUAAUAGUUGCAAUCAUGAAUGUGUAAGUGUCAUAUAA